ACAUGUCUAUAUGUUUUUCUUUCUAGGCACAAAGCAGUGGCACUUGAUAAGUCACCUGCAACCUGAAACAUCUUAUGAUAUUAAAAUGCAGUGCUACAAUGAAGGAGGUGAAAGUGACUACAGCAAUGUGAUGAUCUGUGAGACCAAAGUGAAGCGCACACCUGGAGCAUCAGAAUACCCAGUGAAGGACCUUAGCACACCACCAAAUUCUCCUGAUCGUGGAGUUGGGAGUAAUGCUGGUCAACCAAAUGGUCCCGUCCGAAGCAGUGACAUGUUAUACCUGAUUGUGGGCUGUGUCCUUGGAGUGAUGGUGCUCAUUCUGAUAGCCUUCAUUGCUAUGUGCUUGUGGAAGAAUCGCCAGCAAAUUGCCAUGCAGAAGUAUGACCCUCCUGGUUACCUUUACCAACGUGCUGAUAUCAAUGGGCAAAUGGUUGAGUACACGACAUUACCAGGCACAAGUCGUAUCAAUGGCAGCAUACAUGGAAACUUUAUCAGUAAUGGAAACCAUAAUAAUGGUUGCCUUCAUCUCCAUCACAAGGUUCCUAAUGGAACGAAUGGAAUCAUGAAUGGUGCUGUAAAUGGAGGAACUGUUGUUUAUCCAAGGCACACUAACUCCCUGUCCAGAGCACACAUGGAAUAUGAACACACCCACCACCUCGGAAAUGUAAGUAAGCCCUAGAUGUUGGAGGCCUGUUUCUUGAAC
Molecule: messenger RNA, 703 nt
Organism: Podarcis muralis (Common wall lizard)
Lineage: Eukaryota; Metazoa; Chordata; Lepidosauria; Squamata; Lacertidae
Source: RefSeq, a predicted model, not a curated record